AUGCAGGUGACAUCCGUAUAAAGGUGAUGAAGAACUUGUGUGGCAUUAAUUUAUCAGGAUUUCCAUUUCUCUUCCUCAUCACCACAAAUAUUUUCAGUUCUCAGAUGUUUUGAGUCGCCUGAGGAUGGAUUCAGCAGACGCCGGAAUCAGCAGGGCCAAGUCGCUGGACUUGGCGCCGACGUCGACGCCACAAAGUCUGAGCCCCACAGCAAUAGCUGACACAGUGCCAAUUGUGGACGGCCAUGGUGGCACGAGCUUGUCGAGGAGGUCGAGCUUUGGGAAGAAGUUGGUAGGGUCUUCGCCGGGGAAGAAGGCGGCCUACCACCUCAAAAGGACGAUGAGCGGGCAAAUCAAGAUGGAGGCCGAAGAGGUCGGCGGUGGAGCGAGCCUGAGUCGAGCCUCCAGUGCAAGCUUGGGCUUCUCCUUCUCAUUCACCGGCUUCACUGCACUUCCUGGAGACAUUGCCUCUGAUGCCAGAUAUUUAAGUGGCGAUGAAAAUGGGCUUGAUAUAGAGACUGGAAAAGCUAGGAAAAAAAUGAUGUUAGAGCCAUCUUAUCCCAUAUAUCUGAAGUUCACAGAUGUUAGAUAUAAGGUAAUUCUCAAAAGAAUAACAACUAGCACUGAGAAAGAUAUUCUGCAAGGAAUUACAGGCUCUGCUAGACCUGGAGAACUCCUGGUUCUAAUGGGGCCUUCUGGAAGUGGGAAAACUUCUCUGCUGACCCUCCUCGGUGGAAGAACCAUAGGACAUAUCAUUCAAGGAUCGAUCACUUACAAUGAGGAACCAUAUUCCAAGUCCUUGAAGGGCAGGAUCGGAUUCGUGACUCAAGAUGAUGUUCUAUUUGCGCAUCUCACGGUAAGAGAAACGUUAACUUAUGCUGCUCUUCUUAGACUCCCAAGGACCAUGAGUAGGCAACAAAAGGAAGAGAGGGCCUUGAAUGUCAUCACUGAGCUUGGGCUUGAGAGAUGCCAAGAUACCAUUGUUGGAGGUUCCUUCAUCAGAGGAGUUUCAGGUGGUGAGAGGAAGAGAGUGUGCAUUGGGAAUGAGAUCCUUGUUAAUCCAUCCUUGUUGUUCCUUGAUGAGCCCACAUCAGGCCUUGAUUCAACAACAGCAUUACGAAUAGUUCAAGUGCUGGCUGAGAUAGCUGAGUCUGGCAAAACCGUGGUGACGACGAUCCAUCAACCGUCUAGCAGACUCUUUUACAGGUUUGACAAGCUGAUCCUGCUCGGAAAGGGUAGCUUGCUCUACUUUGGGAGAGUAUCAAAAGCUAUGUCUUACUUUGCAUCUAUCGGAUGCUCGCCUCUGAUUGCAAUGAACCCAGCAGAGUUCCUAUUGGAACUUGCAAAUGGAAACAUGAACGACGUCACAGUACCUUCAGAAUUGGAGGACAAAUUGAAGUCGAAAGAAUCGGAAAGCGACACGGGAGAUGGCAAGCUAUCACCAGAGGAUGUGCUAGAGUACCUUGUGGAGGCUUAUGAGACAAGAGUUGCUGAGAAGAAGAAGAAGAAGAUCCUGGCUCCGCUUCCGAUAAGCGAAGAUCUGAAGGCCCCAGUUUCAUCGCCCAAAAGGGAAUGGGGAACGAGCUGGUGGCAGCAAUACUCCAUUCUUUUCUGGAGAGGAUUGAAAGAAAGGAGACAUGAUUAUUUGAGUUGGAUGAGGGUCACUCAAGUUCUUGCAAUUGCAGUCAUUCUCGGCUUACUUUGGUGGCACUCCAAUAACAAUACAACUCUGAGGGGUUUAGAGGAUCAGGCAGGCUUGCUGUUCUUCAUAUCUGUAUUCUGGGGUUUCUUCCCUGUUUUCACAGCAAUCUUCACAUUUCCACAAGAAAGAGCAAUGCUGAACAAAGAAAGGGCAGAAGACAUGUACAGCCUAAGUGCAUACUUCAUGGCCAGGACAACAAGCGAUCUGCCGCUAGAUCUCUUCCUACCUGUACUGUUUUUGCUGAUUGUCUAUUUCAUGGCAGGACUAAGACUUAGCAUCGAACACUUUUUUCUCAGCAUGCUUGUUGUAUUUCUCACCAUUAUUGCUGCUCAGGGACUAGGGUUGGCUAUUGGUGCUUCAAUAAUGAACAUCAAGAAGGCAACUACUCUAGCUUCUGUGACAGUAAUGACCUUCAUGCUGGCUGGAGGAUUUUUUGUCAAGAGAGUUCCUGCGUUCAUCUCAUGGCUCCGCUACCUGUCGUUUAACUAUUACUCGUAUCGGCUCCUCCUAAAGGUUCAAUAUGAUCGUUUGCCACCCUCUUUUGAUAUCGAGAAACUGGACAAUGGCAUUAAAGAAGUUGCAGUGAUGAUCGGCAUGGUGUUUGUUUAUAGAUUCUUAGCAUAUAUUUCCUUGAGAAGAAUGAAGCUGCCCAAUUGAAUCUCUGAGAAACAGUUACAUAGUAAAUCUAUACGAGUUGAAUAAUUAUCAUCCUUGUGCAUUUUAGAUGCUACAGGAUGAUCAGAGAUCUGUGGCAAGACAAUAUCGUAAAUUUCAAAUUCCUCUAUUAUUGCUGUUCUAUCAA
Zingiber officinale is the source of this 2501-nucleotide messenger RNA. RefSeq names its product ABC transporter G family member 22-like. Bases 125 to 2356 code for a protein of 743 amino acids. Gene Ontology annotation, molecular function: ABC-type transporter activity; ATP hydrolysis activity; ATP binding. The record is from RefSeq and is a predicted model, not a curated record. The transcript is spliced from 11 exons. Lineage: Eukaryota; Viridiplantae; Streptophyta; Magnoliopsida; Zingiberales; Zingiberaceae. Gene Ontology annotation, cellular component: membrane.